Molecule: messenger RNA, 798 nt
Organism: Caenorhabditis briggsae
Lineage: Eukaryota; Metazoa; Nematoda; Chromadorea; Rhabditida; Rhabditidae
Exons: 1
Coding region: 1-798 (265 amino acids)
Source: RefSeq, a predicted model, not a curated record
AUGUCGAAACGUCGCUCAAAGUCUUGUGAGGCCGAACCUAUUGGAACGAAGCCCAAAAUGGAGGGAGAAGAUGAUGAUGAGUUGGUAAUGAGAUUAGUGGCAGCCCUAUCUCAUGGGAAGGUCCAAGAAGUCUUUCAAAAAGCGAUCUCUAUUGCUUUGUUCUUAUACGAUAAGAAAUUUGGGACUAUUGAUAAGGAGUUGGAGAAACAUAUGGAGAAGAUGAAUCAUCUGGAGAAUCAAAUUUCGGAACUUAAUGCGAAAAUUGAGGAUAUGAAGAAGAAUGGGAUGACCGGUUUAAAUGUAAACGGAGGUGAGAAUACUUCUUCUCCAGGUGGAUCUGUUGUGUCGGCUGAAGAAAAGGAGAGAAAACGGUCAAUUAUUGUAACUGGUAUUCCUGAAUAUGGUAGAUCAGAAAGAGAGGCUUGGUACUGGGACCAGUCGUGUAUGUCAAAAAUUUUGAACUAUCUGGACAUUGGAGCACCCCCAGUAUCAUUUUAUCGUCUUGGAAAGAAAGCUGAAAGAUCCCGGAUGAUGAAAGUAGUGUUUGCGACGUCUUUCGAUCAGAAAACGGUUUUGGCAAGAGCACCACGGCUCAAGUAUUUUCCAUCUGGACCAGUCUUUGUCCGCCCAUCCCUGACGAAAGAGCAACGUGUCGAGUACAGUAAAGCACAACGAGAUAGGUUUUUGUCUAGAUCACGUGUUAAUUCAUUUCCCCCUCCAACAAAUUUCAUUGUUACCCCACCACAAUUAGUCGAUGAUCCCAUGGAUGGAAUGGGAAACAGGGAUGGGGACAGAUAG